Aspergillus terreus NIH2624 is the source of this 306-nucleotide messenger RNA. Its product is annotated as DASH complex subunit DAD1. The record is from RefSeq and is a predicted model, not a curated record. The transcript is spliced from 3 exons. Bases 1 to 306 code for a protein of 101 amino acids. Gene Ontology annotation, cellular component: mitotic spindle; DASH complex; mitotic spindle pole body. NCBI's taxonomy places the organism in Eukaryota, Fungi, Ascomycota, Eurotiomycetes, Eurotiales, Aspergillaceae.
AUGUCGGUCACACCCGGUCCCAAAUCUCGCUCAGGCACCCCCACGGUCUUUGAACAGCAACGCGAGGAGCUGGUCCGAGAGAUCGCAGUCGGCAUGGAACAAGUCCUCCAAAACAUCAACCGGCUGAACCGGAAUCUCGAAAGUAUCAUUUCGGUUGGCAAUGAAUUCAGCUCCGUCGAAGCUCUCUGGUCCCAAUUUGAAAACUUCAUGGGCCGCUCCGAAGAGGAGGAUCCAGCUGUUGGGGGCAAGGCCAAGGAAAGUCCUCAGGCGGACGAUGCCGGCGAUCAGCACGAGCAUGAAUUAUAA